Puntigrus tetrazona (Sumatra barb) is the source of this 589-nucleotide messenger RNA. It is a transcript of the gene tmem14cb, whose product is annotated as transmembrane protein 14Cb. Gene Ontology annotation, cellular component: mitochondrial membrane. Gene Ontology annotation, biological process: regulation of heme biosynthetic process. The coding region runs from base 104 to 433 and encodes 109 amino acids. The transcript has 4 exons. Lineage: Eukaryota; Metazoa; Chordata; Actinopteri; Cypriniformes; Cyprinidae. The record is from RefSeq and is a predicted model, not a curated record.
AAGAGUGUUUCAGGAAGUUAAAAAAUGAACAUAAUUUAGGCUUUUUUUUCGCUAGCAACCCACAGGUAUCUUGUUUCCUUAACUUUUAGUUAAACGUGCAGACAUGGCUGUGGACUGGUUUGGAUAUGGUUAUGCCACUCUAAUAACGAUAGGAGGUAUUGUUGGUUAUGCUAAAGCAGGUAGUUUUAUCUCUCUGGUUGCUGGCCUGAUGUUUGGCAUUGCAGCAUUUGUGGGUGCUUAUCAGAUGUCAAAGAAUGACAAAGAUAUCUGGGUUUCACUGGGCACCUCUGGAUCACUGACCGCUCUGAUGGGAGUGAGAUAUUUGAGUUCUUGGAAGAUUAUGCCAGCUGGACUCAUGGCAGGAGCAAGUUUGUUGAUAUUCCUGAGGAUUGGCGUGAAAGUGCUACAAAAUUCACGAAAGAAGAGAAGAUGACCACAUUCAGAAACUGUUCUUGCGGAUCCAGAGGAGAUACUGAAAUAGCUUCAUUAGAAUUUUUAUACGUGUGAGAAUGACAAUAAAAUUCAAUUUGGGGUCAUACGGAAGUGCAUUCAUAACUGAAGAUGAAUAAAUAAAAGCAUAUAAACUGUA